Molecule: messenger RNA, 540 nt
Organism: Bombus pyrosoma
Lineage: Eukaryota; Metazoa; Arthropoda; Insecta; Hymenoptera; Apidae
Exons: 2
Coding region: 1-540 (179 amino acids)
Source: RefSeq, a predicted model, not a curated record
AUGAAAUACUUGGGCCUCACCAUCGACAGUCAAUGGACGCUCGGGCCUCACUUCAAGCUCCUGGUUCCCAAAGUGACGACAACAGCCAACGCUCUAUGUAGACUGCUGCCGAAUACCGGUGGGGCCGAAGUAGGAGUGCGCCGACUGCUUCAUAGGACGACCGCCAUCAGGAUCGUAAGGGCAUACCGGACGAUACCAUAUGCGUCGGCGACUGCCCUGGCAGCGUCUCUUCCGUUCGAGCUCCAGGCCCUAGCGCUCCGACGGGUGUACCAUCAACUGCAGGGCCUGCGCUCAGGCGGGGAUACGCCCUCUGCCGGCCGGUUGGUCCGCGAGGUCCGGGGGGAGGCAAGGCUCGAGACCUGGGAACGGUGGCGCAUUCAGCUCGCCGCCGAGGAUACGGUACGGCCUCAUCGGGCUGUUGGAGCUGUUCUACCGAACUGGGAGGCCUGGAGAGAUCGUGACGGGCUCCCGCUGACGUACAGGAUGACGCAGGUGCUCACCGGGCAUGAAGCAUUCGGGGAGUUCCUGCUCAAGGAUUAG